This is a messenger RNA of Dryobates pubescens (Downy woodpecker), 848 nucleotides long. It is a transcript of the gene PAFAH1B2, whose product is annotated as platelet activating factor acetylhydrolase 1b catalytic subunit 2. The record is from RefSeq and is a predicted model, not a curated record. The transcript has 6 exons. Lineage: Eukaryota; Metazoa; Chordata; Aves; Piciformes; Picidae. Bases 100 to 825 code for a protein of 241 amino acids.
GGCCAUUGGCUGCUGGCGGCGGCGGAAGCGGAAGCGCUGGCGGCGCAGGCGCGGAGCGAGCCCGGGCCGAGGGGAGGGAGGCGCCCGCCCGAGAGCGCCAUGGAGUCGCGGGGGGAGCCGCAGCCGCCGAGCAGGAUGAGCCAGGGGAGCUCCAACCCGGCCGCGGUGCCGCACGCCGCCGAAGACAUCCAAGGAGACGACAGGUGGAUGUCACAGCACAACAGGUUUGUCUUGGACUGCAAGGACAAGGAGCCUGACGUGCUGUUCGUGGGGGACUCCAUGGUGCAGCUGCUGCAGCAGUAUGAGAUCUGGAGGGAGCUCUUCUCCCCCCUCCACGCUCUGAACUUCGGCAUCGGGGGCGACACCACAGGCCACGUGCUGUGGCGGCUGAAGAACGGGGAGCUGGAGAACAUCAAGCCCAAGGUCAUUGUGGUGUGGGUUGGGACCAACAACCACGAGAACACAGCCGAGGAGGUCGCAGGCGGGAUCGAGGCCAUCGUGCACCUGAUAAACACCCAGCAGCCACAGGCCAAAGUCAUUGUGCUGGGCUUGCUACCUCGCGGCGAGAAGCCGAACCCGCUGCGGCAGAAGAACGCCAGGGUGAACCAGCUGCUGAAGGGCUCGCUGCCCAGGCUGCCCAACGUGCAGCUGCUGGAGGUGGACGCGGGCUUCGUGCACUCGGACGGCACCAUCUCCUACCACGACAUGUUCGACUUCCUGCACCUCACCGGGGGGGGCUACGCCAAGAUCUGCAAGCCCCUCCACGAACUGAUCAUGCAGCUGCUGGAGGAGACCCCCGAGGAGAAGAGAGCUGCCCUGGCCUGAGCGGCCGCCCCGGCCCGAGCGGC